UCUGGUUUACGCGUUUCUUUUGCGCCCACGUGGACGGAGUGAUGUAAUCGGUUCAUCAGCUUUCACGACGUGUUUGUCAUAAGCAGUGUUACAGUGCAUCGGGAUCACGAGAAUCCUACAGCAUCAACAGCCAUGUGUGGAUACAGUGGCCCGCCGCCAAUUGCACGUACGAGGUGCAGGGCCCUCCAGAUGCUGCUCCUGUUACUGCUAGCCGUGGCUGCACCUGCUGCUGCGGCACCCGUGACGUCAGCAGAGGAACCCACAAGCACCAGCACCGAGGCGACCACGGUAGGCGCUGGCGACCGGCUGCUCGAGUCUCUUACCCAGAAAGAGCGAGUGGCUUUGAUGGCGUACGAGCUGGCGGCAGCGCUGCAGCGGCUGGCGGAGCAGGAGGCGGAGGUCGGUGACGUCACAGAAGAGGCGACGGCGCGCAUCGUGACGCGGCAGGGGGACGCCUCCGACUACAGCGACACGGAGAGCGGCGAGGAGACGCCCGCCACCACGCCGCUGCACCGCGCGCUCGCGCUCCAGCCCUACAGCGCCACCGCCAGCGUCGCUAAGAGCAUUUCGUUGUCGAAGACAUUUCAGUCCAUCCUAAACCGCUGGGUGCAAGCGAGGUCAAACGUUACCUACUACAAAGUCGUGAAAGUCAAUGCCAAGAUAACCAUCUGCUUUCCUUUCAACGUUUGCUUCGAAAUACAGGAUCCUUGGGGCCUAUGCUGUCCCUUCUGAACCACAGAAACACAGUUUAUGAAGCUUUUUUAUUAGUGAUAUCUGUGUUACCUGGUAGCAUGUAGAACACAGGACACAGAUACAUGUGAAACGAUUUCGAGCCUACAUAAAAAGUUUUCAUAAAGUUGUCAUCACAUAGACAACAACUGUGUUCAUAUAUGAGAAGACACUGAGAAUAUUUGUGCUGAUAUUUUUGGUUGUGGUAGUUCAUACUUUUUUAUGCUGUAGUACUAAUUGCAAGAGUUGUAGUA
Messenger RNA from Schistocerca piceifrons (Central American locust), 983 nucleotides. RefSeq lists its product as uncharacterized. The transcript is spliced from 4 exons. The record is from RefSeq and is a predicted model, not a curated record. Lineage: Eukaryota; Metazoa; Arthropoda; Insecta; Orthoptera; Acrididae. The coding region runs from base 133 to 732 and encodes 199 amino acids.